This is a messenger RNA of Carica papaya (papaya), 3117 nucleotides long. NCBI's taxonomy places the organism in Eukaryota, Viridiplantae, Streptophyta, Magnoliopsida, Brassicales, Caricaceae. The record is from RefSeq and is a predicted model, not a curated record.
AGCAAUUUCCGCUAAAUAAAAAAAGUGGUCCUGUGAUUCCAAGUGACGUAAAAACUUCAAACAUGAAAAAUUUUGCUUAUAAAAACUUCAACAUGGUGCAUUGUAAUUAUCAUAAAAACUCUGUGAAUCUUUUUAUUUACCAGAAUGAAAAACAAUAUCGUCAUGCAUGUUGUUGAACCUAAAGUCUAAGAAUUUAUUGUUAUUGACCGAUUUAUGAAAACCCAGUUAAUUUAUUAUUAACAAGUUGGAUUAAGAGGGUGAAAUCAACAUUUUAUCCUUAUCGACUUUAUUCCCUUCUUUGUCUUUGAUUCUCAUGCCAUCAAAUUAGGAAUUACCAAGAAGAUCCUACUGGUAAUGAAUUGGGGUCGUUCUAUUUGUCGGAAACGCCUGAGGCGCGAGCACUUUACAAUUUUUUUAAUCAAAUGCAAAUUAAAUCCAUGUUUGACUAACUGGGAAUUUAAUUUAAAAAACCAAAAUUUCUCCAGAUAUUCUCACUUUUGUUUACCAUGCACUACCAUACUCUCUGCCAAGUUGCAAAAUUUUCAAUGAACAAUCCUACAGAGACAAAAGCCAUUAAUUUGAACUUCUCUUCUUAUUCCCCGCGCACAUAUAUUUAUAUAUAUACUCUCUUUUGUUUUUUGUCUGUUGCAUUUUCUUCAAGACAUUUUUUUAAGCUCCAUGCCCAGCUUUACAUUUGAAGUCACCCCAGCUCAAAUUCUGGCUCUGAUGUUUAUAUCUCCUUAGCACAGGAACUUUUCAUUCUACAGAUAUAAAGGCACAGAUUGCACCUGCACCACUUUGUAUUGCUUAUUCCAAUGGCUUCUGGCAGAUCAAAAUCUAUAAGAUUUGAAGAUGACCCCGAGGUGGCAAAGCUCACGCCAUCGCAAGAAGAUCAUUCAUUAAAACUGAGCACGAGUAAAAUCAAUCAGAAGGCAGCUGCUGAGCUGCAAUUGAAGAAGAGUGGCAAGCAGAAGAACAGCAGUAAGAAAAGCAGUAAUAGUUUGAAGAAAAGAGAGCUUCUGAGAGUAUUCUCAGAAGACUAUGAGGCAGUCAAGAGGAUGAUACUCAAUCCUCGAGGAUCUGCUGUUAACAGAUGGAACGAAAUUUUCUUGGUAGCCUGCUUGGUUUCUCUUUUUGUGGACCCCUUGUUUUUUUACUUGCCAAAGACUACAGAGAACCUAUGUGUCACUGUGUAUAAACCACUUCAAAUCGUUCUUGUGGUUGUUCGCUCACUUACUGAUGCAUUUUAUUUUACUAAGAUUUUUGUUCGACUCCGAACGGCUUAUGUGGUUCCUUCGUCUCGUGUAUUUGGGAGAGCCGAACUGGUUAUAGACCCUUCUAAGGUAGCUUCAAACUACCUUUACAAACACUUUUGGCUUGACAUGGUGGCUGCCCUACCCUUUCCACAGGUGUUGCUCGGGACUGCAAUUAUCCCCCAUUCAAGUUGUACAUCAGCAUUCUUUACGAGAAUUAUGCUACGCAUAAUCAUCAUGUUACAGUAUCUUGUGAGGCUCUACCUUAUUUUCCCACUUUCAUCUGAAAUAAUAAAGUCUACUGGAGUUAUGAUGGAAAAAGCAUGGGCUGGGGCAGCUUAUAAUCUGAUGCUCUAUAUGUUGGCAAGCCAUGUUAUCGGAGCUUGCUGGUACCUGUUAUCAGUUGAACGACAAGAAGAGUGUUGGAGAGAAGUUUGUAGUCAUCAACAGGUUGAUUGUCAUCCUGGGUUUUUUGAUUGUCGCUUUGAUGGUGAACCUAACCGAAGUUUUUGGCUGAAAUCAAGCAAUGUCUCUAGCAUAUGUGAUCCAAGCAGUGAAAUAUUCGGGUUUGGCAUUUAUGCAGAUGCAGUGAGUAACAGAGUUACAGGGUCAAGGUUUGUCAACAAGUACUUAUACUGUCUUUGGUGGGGCUUGAGGAAUCUAAGCUCUCUCGGACAGAACCUAUUGACCAGUAGUUAUGUUGGAGAAGUACUUUUUUCAAUUGGUAUUGCGAUUCUUGGAUUGGUGCUUUUUGGGUUAUUGAUUGGUAAUAUGCAAACCUAUCUCCAAUCUAUAACUGUUCGGCUAGAAGAGUGGAGGGUUAGGAGGACUGAUAUGGAACGAUGGAUGCAUCAUAGACAGCUGCCGCAGGAAUUAAGGCAGAGCGUGCGGAAGUAUGAUCAGUACCGAUGGGUUGCAACUAGAGGAGUUGAUGAAGAAGCUAUUCUGAAAGGCCUACCUUUGGAUCUCCGGCGAGACAUCAAAAGGCAUCUUUGCCUUGAUCUAGUCCGGCAAGUACCGCUGUUCGAUAUGAUGGAUGAGAGGAUGCUAGAUGCAAUAUGUGAAAGAUUGAGACCUUGUCUUUAUACAUCGGGAUCUUGUCUAGUUCGCGAGGGUGAUCCUGUCAAUGACAUGCUUUUCAUUCUCCGCGGCCACCUGGAUUCCUACACCACCAAUGGUGGCCGCACAGGCUUCUUCAACUCCUGCAGAAUUGGUGCCGGCGACUUCUGCGGUGAGGAGUUGCUAACCUGGGCUCUUCACCCUCGACCAACUGUGGCCCUUCCAUCCUCCACACGAACCGUCAAAGCCAUCACUGAGAUUGAAGCUUUUGCUUUAGUUGCAGACGACUUAAAGUUCGUGGCAUCUCAGUUCCGCAGGCUGCACAGCAAGCAACUAAGACAUACAUUUAGGUUUCACUCGCCACAGUGGAGAACAUGGGCUGCCUGCUUUAUACAGGCAGCUUGGUUUCGGUACAAGAGAAGGAAAGAGGCAGCUGAGCUGAAGAUAAUGGAGGGUUUAGCCUCCCAGUCUCAACAGGCACCAGAGCCAAAGGCCUCGAGCUUUAUAGCAAGCACGAGGGGGGGACGAAGCAAGCGAUGUGGAUCAGAGUUUGAUAUCCUAACCUCAUUGAGGAAACCAACCGAGCCUGAUUUUAUAACCGAAGAGAUAUAGAUGAGGAGAUUAAGAGGAUCAGUUCAUGCGUAUGAAGUUAUUUGUCACUUGCAGGGACUAGAUGAUUGGUUCACGCCAAUAAUAGAUUACUGGUCAAGUUUGUAAAUGUGAAUUUAACAAAUGGGUAUUUGGUAUGAACAGCUUAAAAUUGAAAAUUACAACCUAGUAAAUAGAAUUUUGUUUUGGUUCGGCA